GGAAUUAUCUACUCUCCAUUACUCAUUCUGGAAUUUAACAUUUUCAAACAUGUCAGCGCCCUUGGCCACCUUUUCUGCUUAAAUAGAAAUGUUUAUAUUAACGUUAAAUAUUGAUGUUCUGUUAGUAUUUAAAUCAUGGCAGACGCGAAAUUUUGCUUUGCGGUUCUGAUGUUAUGCUUGAAAUUUCAAUUUGUGAGAAAUUUGGAAGAAAACUUGGCUUCCAAAAUGCGAGCCGAGCGAAUGGAAAGAAUGAGAUGCGGUUAUGAAUUGAAGAAACUUUGGACAGCUGAGCUAGCCCAUGCACCAUUUGCUGCGGCUCCCCUCGUAACCUAUGUAAAUGAUGAUCAAAAUUUGGAUAUAGUGGUUGCCCCAUUUAGUGAAAGCUUUUCUGUAAUUGAUUCAGAAAAUGGCAGGAUAUUACAGAAGACUGCCUGGCCUGCUCUUAACCUGGAUAACUCUAUACAUGCAAGUCCAAUUCAGUUUGAUGUAGAUAAUGAUGGGCUGUUGGACAUUCUCUUUACAACAUCAUCAGCUGAGUUAAGAUUUUACACACCAAAUGGACACUUUCUAAGAAAUAAAACAAUUCAGCUUCCCCAAGCUUUUGUAGCAGAUGACUGGUAUAAAUCUGAACUCAUUGUGAAGAUGGAAGACAUAAAGAAAUUUACCUCACUAACACAACAAAAAGACACCAAUUUUCUGCCUGUGGAUCCUCAUGUUUUGUCUACGCCUGUGCUUGCUGAUAUAAACAAUGACAAAAAAGUAGAGGAACUAGUGAUCCCUGUGUCUUAUUUCUAUGAAGAAGAUGACUAUAGGGUGGAUGAAAAGUUACAGAGACUGGGGGGUUUGAACUUUUCAGACAUCGACAAGUUUUUAGUGUCUGGAAUAACUGUGAUGAAUUUGACCUCUGGGGAAACUCUAUGGAAUAAACUUUUAGAUCUCACACAGGUUAGUGCCACUUUCCCUGCCUACAAUAUCUUCUCUCCCACUGUGAUUGACCUUGAUGCUGAAGGAGGUCAGUUGGAGAUUAUUAUGGGUACUUCUGCAGGAAGUCUUUUCAUAUUUAACCACGAUGGCUCUGAACGGAAAGGCUGGCCAGUCAGUCAAAAUACCAUUCAUGGACAGAUAACAGCUGCUGAUUUAUCUGGAGAUGGAGUUGUGAAGCUUAUAACCAUCGACACCAGUUCCAAUGUGAUAUGCUACAACAAGGAUGGCAGCAAAGUGUGGGAAUCCACUAUUUCUGGUACCUCAUCUCCAGGAAGUCGUCUGUAUGAUGUCAAUAAGGACGGGGUCCUGGAUAUCAUUAUUACAACAAAUGAUGGGUAUAUCUACGCACUAGAUGGAGUGGUGGGUACAGUGCUACCAGGCUGGCCGGUGUCUGUGGGAGCUCGCAUGACUGCCAAUGUUCUCAUCAUUCGAGUUUCCACCACCCAUUCCACUCCAGACAUGGUUGUUGUUGCAGAUGAUGGGUCAGUCCAUUUAAUAUCCAUGGAUCUGAAAUGUAAAUCACAGAUUCCCCUUGGAGAAACUUCAUUGGUCCAGGUCUUAUCACAUGAUUUUGUGAAAUGGUUUUCUGGGAUAGAGCUACUGGUUGCUACAAGUGAUGGCACAGUGAUUUGCUUGUCAACUGGACAAGAAUUAGCUGAAAUUCAGGAACCCACUGAUGAAUCUUUAAGAACGAAUCAUAUGUGGUCAUUGACAUCUGAAACAAAGACAGUGAAUGACUUCUCUUUUUCAGACAAAAAGCCAGGAUUGUAUGUGACACAGUACACCAAACAGCAACUGGAAGUCACUGGGGAGACCUUUCCUGUGGAGUUUGAAAUCAUUGACCCAGAUUACAAGAUAGGGAAAUCCAACUACUAUGUUGCUAUAUACUAUGGGAGACGCCUGUUGAUGCAGGGAGAAUUCCCAGAACCUAAGACAUACUACGUGUUUGCUCCUGCUGGAGAGGAGCCAAGUCAUGGUCAUGUGACUGUGAGGAUGACCAAUCAAUAUGGACAAGUAUUUGAGGACAGAUUCUCAAUUAGGUUCAACAAACUGAUAAUGGAGGACCUUCAGUGGUUGUUACUAGCCCCGUUUGUUGCCAUGAUAAUUCUUGUGUUAGUUCUUCACGGAUUUCCAGCAAAAGACUUGUUACCAUACACAAAUCAAUCCAAAAACAACUGACAAUAGGAGAAAUUAGUCCAUUGAGCAACUGAUUUUCAUGGGAUCUCAAAUUUAAUUUGCAUAUGUGUUAGAUAUUUAAAUGUGUAGCUAUUUCCAGAUGACAGUUUGGUGCGAUUGAGAUAAUAUUAUUUCUUACUGAAGCAGCAGAGUGUGAGGAGGUUGUGUUUGGUAUAAGUUCACUGACAUCAUUUAGAAACUACUUGUGGGUUUUUUUGUGUGACCACAUCACAAAAGAAUGGUCUGUGAUAGCAAGUCGUCAUGUGAACCUGAAGAGGCAGAUGAAUCGGUGAAACAAAAUGUGUUUAAUAAUCAAACUGUUUGAUUUUCAUGCCCCAGAACCUUUUAUUCUGGGAAUAUAAUGGUUGUUUUUGCCUUGUCUGUGUGUGUGUUUGUGGCUAGAACCAUUAAUAUUGGAUUUAACCUUUGAACUACAGUAUAAGUGAGAGGAUUUGAUAGAUAUCUGAUGGAUGUAGGUGGAAAGACCUUCCCAUCUGUCCCAUGUUUGAUGAUUGACCUACUUAUCAACAACUUUUAAUGCUGCCUAUAACUUUUGUUAUCAAGAGUGGGAGAACCCUUUUGAAUUGGGGGUGAAAAGGUCAAAUGUCAAGAUCACUACGGAACUUCAUAGAAAAGCUUAUAGACACUCUACAGGCCACAAUUUGCUCAAUUGAUUUGAUACUUAACAGGUAGCUUUGUUAUAAAAAAAAAAAAAAAAAGGGAAGAACCCUAUUGAUUUUUAACGCUGCCUAUAACUUUUGAACUGAAAGAUAUUUAGAAGGUGUAAUCCUUAACAAGGCCUUUCUAAUGAUACAACUUAAAGGCAACUACAAACAUAGGCUGUUCUAUUGGGAGGAGGGGGGCAUGCAUGUUUUAAAAAAAUCAAUGUUUUCAUGUGUCAUUGAGAUGUUUGUAAUAUAAGAGGAUGUAUGAGAGAAUAAAUUAAAUACAUGUAUAUACUUGUA
This is a messenger RNA of Ostrea edulis (European flat oyster), 3125 nucleotides long. RefSeq lists its product as uncharacterized. Lineage: Eukaryota; Metazoa; Mollusca; Bivalvia; Ostreida; Ostreidae. The record is from RefSeq and is a predicted model, not a curated record. Gene Ontology annotation, molecular function: protein binding. The transcript is spliced from 12 exons. Bases 136 to 2163 code for a protein of 675 amino acids.